Messenger RNA from Homarus americanus (American lobster), 873 nucleotides. RefSeq lists its product as uncharacterized. NCBI's taxonomy places the organism in Eukaryota, Metazoa, Arthropoda, Malacostraca, Decapoda, Nephropidae. The transcript is spliced from 4 exons. Bases 1 to 873 code for a protein of 290 amino acids. The record is from RefSeq and is a predicted model, not a curated record.
AUGCGACCCCCCAUCGAAUUCCCCAGCGUAUGCCUCAUGGGUGGUUAUGAUAUAGGAACUGUAAGAAACAAAAUAGUGGAGGCACUUGGGUACGUUGAUGAAUCCAGCGGACGAUGCAACCCAAGGACUUUCAGUGGGAGACCUGAUGAUGACUGUCAAUGGAUCCAAGGGCCAGCUUUUCUGAGGAAAGACAAGGAACACCGGCCAGAGAAGCCGAGACUACCACUGAAUCUAAGUGCCGACAUGGAGCGUAAACGUCCCAAGAGGUGGGGAUGUCUGUCCACAUGCCUGACCACUCAUGCUACACACCUUGAGGUUCUUGCCUCACAAGAUGUUGAUGCCAUUCGCAAUGCCAUAGAGAGAUUCUCGACCCAUAAAAGUACCCCAGAACGCAUUAUCAGACAACGGCAUAUACAUGCAUCAGACAUGGAGGAUGUGUGGAAACAACAGAUACGGACAGUAAGGAAGGUUCUACAAGCACUCAUUGGAUCAGAAGUGCUAGACAAUGAAUGUCUUCAGACCUUUUUUUGCGAUGUGGUAGCUGUAGUGAAUGAAUGGCUGAUUACCCCUAUUUCAGAUGAUGUCAAUGAUCUGGAGGCACUCAUGCCUAUGCCCAUCUUACGCCCUGGUACAACAUGCAAUCUUCCCCGAGGUGGCCUACUGGUGAAGCAGUCGUAUUGCAGGAGAUGGAAAAAUGAUCAGUUCCUAGAGGACCUAUUCUGGAAAUGUUGGAUGCAGGAAUACGUGCCUUUGUUGAGAAUCUGUCAAACCCAUCUCAAACCACAGCGCAACUUUCGACCAAAUGACAUGGUCAUCGUAGCCAGGAAGGCCAACUCUUGGAAUCAAUGGCCACUCAUCAGAGCAAUAGAGUAA